Molecule: messenger RNA, 9377 nt
Organism: Zootoca vivipara (common lizard)
Lineage: Eukaryota; Metazoa; Chordata; Lepidosauria; Squamata; Lacertidae
Gene: OSBPL7
Product: oxysterol binding protein like 7
Cellular component (GO): plasma membrane; nuclear membrane; cytosol
Molecular function (GO): cholesterol binding
Source: RefSeq, a predicted model, not a curated record
GCCACAGGGAAAGUUUGUCCUCAUUUCAAAGACAUGUGGGGAGGAGAAAGGGGGGUUUUGGUUUCAGGGAGAGAUAAAUAGGAGGGAUUAGGUGGAUUUUGACAUCUAUUAUGCCUCGAUAGAGAAUCCAAAGGCUGGGGAAUGUUGGUCUCUGACCAAGAGAGUCAUGGGCGUGCUUUUUCCCCAUGGCAAAGGUAUAGGAGUGCUUGAAGUUUUGACUUGGGCUCCUGGGGGAACUGAGAGACUGUUGGGGGAAAGUUGGGAGGGUCAGGUGAAUUGUGCUCCACAGCAUCAAUAGAUAGUGGAUUAUUCCACAGCACAGAGAAAAAUGUGAAGGGGAAGUGGGAGGGAAGAAUUAAUUCAGACAUCCCCAAACUUCGGCCCUCCAGAUGUUUUGGACUACAAUUCCUAUCAUCUCUGACCACUGGUCCUGUUAGCUAGGGAUCAUGGGACUUGUAGGCCAAAACAUCUGGAGGGCUGCAGUUUGGGGAUGCCUGAAUUAAUUGGAAAACUAACGGCUUGGUACAAGAGCAAGGGGGGUGCAAAAGAAAAAGAAAAAGCCUAGAAAUGCAGUCCUGGAAAUAAACGUACCCAGAGGUUACUGAAGGGUUGACUUGUGUGUGUGUGUGUGUGUGUACACACACUGUAUGUUGAUUACUGUACACAUUGAUGUUCUCACUUGAUGAUUGCAACAUUCACGCCAUAGGUCUAGUGCAGGGGGAUCAGCAAACUUUUUCAGCAGGGGGCCGGUCCACUGUCCCUUAGACCUUGUGGGGGGGGCGGACUAUAUUUUGAAAAAAAGAAGAAAAAUGAACAAAUUCCUAUGCCCCACAAAUAACCCAGAGAUGCAUUUUAAAUAAAAGGACACAUUCUACUCAUGAAAAACACCAGGCAGGCCCCACAAAUAACCCAGAGAUGCAUUUUAAAUAAAAGGACACAUUCUACUCAUGUAAAAACACGCUGAUUCCUGGACUGUCUGCGGGCCGGAUUUAGAAGGCGAUUGUGCCGGAUCAGGCCCCUAGGCCUUAGUUUGCCUACCCAUGGUCUAGUGCCCUAUGACACCACUUUAGGCAGCCAUGGCCUUCCCACAAAGAAUUCUGGGAGCUGUAGUCCAUUAAGGGUGCUGAGACUCACAGAGCUACAAUUCUCAGAGGGGCUUAACAAUCAAAUCGCUUUCCCCAGGAAACUCAGAGAAUUGUAGCUAUGGGAGAAUAGAGGUCUUCCGGCAACUUUCAGCACCCAGAAUUAUUUUGGGGGAAGCCACGACUGUUUAAAGUAGCAUCAUAGUGCUUUAAAUAUCUGGUGUGCCUGUGGCACAGCAGGCCGAAUUUUUGUAUUACCUCCUUGCCUCCGACACAACUAUUUGUGCUGGAGUAGCUCAUUCAACAUCAGCAAUGAAUUACAGAGCAAUCAAGCCAGCUUUCAAGGACCCGAUUCUGAAUUUAUUAAUUAUUUCUCUGGAAAAAAACAUUGCAUUGGGGCAGUCAUUGGAUGAUCUGAAAUUUCUGUCUGUGGUGAUGCAUUCACACAUCCGCACAUCAGUCAUCACUUGAUGUUGCAGUCAUCAGGUGAUGCACAUGCACAUGUGUAAACCAGCUUUUAUUUCCUUGCUGCACUAGUUAGAGUAUUCAAACAUUGCAGGAUACCUUUCCAACCUUUGGAAGGAGAUUCCUUGGGUCCUUCUUCUGUUGCUGGAGUUUACAGUGUGACAAUUCUUCCAAACAGAUGCGACUUACAACAAAAUGUCACUGUGGAUUCCCACCCCACCCCCCAGCUCUCCAGCCAACAAUUCCUUCGAAACAAGACAUUCCACUAUUCUGUCCCCCCUCUUCUAUCUGCGCAUGUGCGCGCACACACAAAAACCAUCCCUUCUUAAUGAACUCUAAGCUUGGUGCGCCCAGUUCCUUCAGCCUUUCUUCAUACACUUUGCCAUUUAGGCCCCUUCUCUUCUUCGUAGCUCUUUCUCUUUUCUUGACUCCUUUCCAACAUUGACAGUGUCACUCCUGAGCAGUGGUACUCAGAACAGAAUGUGCUAUUAUUCUAAAUGGAGCCUUGCCAGUUACCAAGUACAGCAAUUCUAUUAACUUCCCAAGAAUUGAGAACUCUGCUUUUGUUGCUGUAGCCUAAAAUGUCAUUGGACGUUUUUUUUACAGUGUACAGUGGUGCCUCGCUUAACGAAUGCCCUGCUUAAUGAAAUUUCCGCUUAACGAAAGGUUUUUUCUAGCGGAGGUUGCCUCGCUAGACGAAUUCGUUUUACGAAAAAUUCGUCUAGCGAAUCGCGGUUUCCCAUAGGAAUGCAUUGAAAUUCAAUUAAUGUGUUCCUAUGGGCAAAAAAAAUCCAAUGCAUUCCUAUGGGAUUCGCUAGACGAAUUUUUCGUUAUAAGAAAAGACCCGUGGAACGAAUUAAAUUCGUCUAGCGAGGCACCACUGUACCAUCAGAAAUAGGGGGCGGGUAACCACCAGACUUCCUGUUCCUGUUUACAGUUCCAAUGGUAAAAUGUGGUGUUUUAGGGUCGAAGGGGUUAUUAGCCUUGAUGUCUGGAGAAGGAAACUAAGCUGAGGAACACCUGAGGCCUUGAAAACAAAAAAGUAACCCUGUUGUGUUUCCUCCAUCUCCACCUCUGGCACUGAUUGACAGCGUAAUCUUAACCAUGUCUACUCAGAAGUAAGUUCUAUUGAAUUCAGUGAAGUUUACUCUCAGGUGAGUGGGGUUAGGCUUCCAGCCUUAGGCUGUGUACGCACUAUACCAUUAAAGCACAUUCAAAGCGCAUUUCCCCCCUCAAAGAAUUCUGGGCACUGUAGUUUGUAGGGUUGCUGGGCCUUGUAACUCUGUGAGGGGUAAACUACAGUGCCCAGAAUCCUUUGAGGGAAAGAACAUGCUUUAAGGGUGUAGUGUGUUUGCACAGCUGUACUUUGGAACCUCAGGAAACCACUUGUUUAGUUAUGGAAAAAGUUCGUGUUUGUUUUAGUUAAGUCAUGGGCAAAUCAGCAUUUAAGAAAUGUAAAAUAUUACCCAUGAAAUUUUAAUUGUAGCUAUCGUUGCAGCUGCUGCAAAUGCCCUCAUUGACAGAGGUGUUGCCACCCCAUUAUCCUUCAUUAGUAUCCUGGCUUUUUCAGUUCCUCCCUUGGUUUCACUUUGGUGUCACCUGCUUGCUAAAAGCUCUGUCGUGUUGUCUAACUGGGCCAUUUAAGUGCUGCUCCUGAUUGACACAGGUGCCCUGCUCUAAAGAACCAGACCUACUGCUGGGAUCUGUCGGUGGCUGUUGGCUGUACCUAUUUAUAAUACUUCAAUGCCUCCUUUCUGGAAACCACCAAGGCAACGUCCAGAAAAUCAGAAGAUGAGAACAACAUACUGCCCUCCUGAAUGUGAUGCUCAGAAAAGGAGGGCAAGGUUCUGACCGACAGCGGCGUCUCUGACCCUUCCUUGGCAUCCAGAGGGGGCAUUGGCCGAAGAGACGGACCGCACAGGAAUGGGUAGCCAUGAGAAGGACCCAUCUUCUCCCAAGAGGGCUCCGCCCCCAUCUCGCUCCAACAGCACUGUGUCUUCCAAGCACAGCAUUGUCCGGCAGGGUUCUGAAAGCUGGGAGGUGGUGGAUGAGCUGCGGAUCCAGAGCGGGGCCAUUCAGGAGCCAGAGAGGCAGGAGGGCUACCUGUUGAAGAAGCGAAAAUGGCCCCUGAAGGGCUGGCACAAGCGCUAUUUUGUUUUGGAGGAUGGGAUUUUGAAAUAUGCCACCACACGCCAAGAUGUCUUGAAGGGGAAGCUUCACGGCUCUGUUGAUGUCCGCCUCUCUGUCAUGUCCGUCAACAAGAAGGCGCAGCGCGUAGAUCUGGACACAGAGGAGAACAUAUAUCAUCUCAAGAUUAAAUCCCAGGAACUCUUCAAUAACUGGGUGGCCAAGCUGUGCUCACACCGCCAAGUGCAGAAGUUGGAUGCCUCCCAAAGGCAGUACUUGACUAGUAGCCAUGGUGGAAGAGCCUCGCAUCCUACACAGGCCUGCAGCUCACGGCACCGCAUUCUGAUGUCUGAGAGUGCCCCUGCUUUGUCUUCGCUGGCUGGCCCCCGAGACAAGGUGAAUUCUUGGCUGAGCGACAGCAAAGGCCUGGACAGGUGCUCAGCAGAACUCUCCGAAUGUCAGGGAAAACUACAAGAGCUGAACCGGAUGCUGCAGAGUUUGGAGACCCUGCAUCGCAUUCCAUCUGCUCCCCUCAUCUCCAAUAGUCAGACCUCAGCGAGCACAGAGAGACCCAGGAAAGGGAAGAGAUCCACCCGUAUCUGGUGCACUCAGAGUUUUGCAAAAGACGACACGAUAGGCAGGGUGGGGCGCCUGCAUGGCUCUGUGCCCAACCUUUCGAGAUAUUUGGAAUCCUGUCAGAACCAAGCCAUCUUUAGCGUCCCUCCGGAAUACAGCCAGCUGCAGAGAAGUUUCUGGAUUUUAGCUCAGAAAGUUCAUGGCUCCCUCAGCAGCGUGCUGGCCGUGCUGACAACGGAGCGAGACCGUCUCCAAGAACUGCAGCGGACGCUCGAUCUGCAACGCUCCGCUAUGUCUUCCGCACAGGGCGGUCGUGGGGGUGGCAUCGGCAUGGCAGCAGCUGGGACACUGGACAAUAUGGAAUGUAUCCGCCGUUUCCAUUCUCUCUCCAUCUCCUCGGACACAACCCUGGACUCCUUUGCCUCAUUUAACCCUGAUGAGCCGGAUGUCCUGUUGGCUAAAGGUCAGGAGCAGCAGCUCUCCAAUCGCAGCAUCGUGUCUCUCUCCGACUCGCACACGGAGUUCUUCGAUGCCUGCGAGGUUUUCCUGUCGGCCAGCUCAUCUGAGAACGAGGCCACAGACGACGAGUCCUGCAUCAGCGAGGUGACUAACAGCAUCUUGGAGGAAGCCACAGACAUGGCGGGAGGACCUGGGCGUUGUCACAAAGGCCCAAGCGCCAUGCCCUGUGUUGGGGACACCUCUGAGAUAAGCCUCGGCCUGCCAGUGCCUCUCCCUUUGUACCUCCCUGGGCCGGGCCCUGGGAUCAUCCGACGGAACUGCCUCCCGGUCUCCCACGUCCACGCCAGCGACGUCAGCGUCUGGAACAUCCUCCGCAACAACAUUGGCAAGGAUCUCUCCAAGGUCUCCAUGCCGGUUCAGCUGAACGAGCCCCUCAACACGCUGCAGCGCCUUUGCGAAGAACUCGAGUACAGUGCCCUGCUGGAUGCGGCCAGCCGCAACCUGGACCCCUGUGAAAGACUGCUCUGCAUGGCUGCCUUUGCUGUAUCGGCUUAUGCCUCAACGUACUACCGUGCCGGCAGCAAGCCAUUCAACCCUGUGCUUGGAGAAACCUAUGAGUGCAUCCGGCCAGACAAGGGCUUUCGUUUCAUAAGUGAACAGGUCUGCCACCAUCCUCCUGUUUCGGCUUGCCACGCAGAGUCUGACAACUUCGUAUUCUGGCAAGACAUGAAGUGGAAAAAUAAAUUCUGGGGCAAAUCCUUGGAGAUAAUCCCCGUGGGUACAGUGAACGUCCACCUUCCCAGGUUUGGGGAUCACUACGAAUGGAACAAGGUGACUUCCUGCAUCCACAAUAUCUUGAGUGGGCAGCGCUGGAUCGAGCACUACGGCGAGGUGCUGAUCCGGAACACGAGAGACAGCACUUACCACUGCAAGAUCACCUUCUGCAAGGCGCGGUACUGGGGUUCCGGGGUCAACGAGGUGCAGGGCGCCAUUUUCAGCCAUAGCGGCAAGGUUAUCCAUCGGCUCUUCGGGAAGUGGCAUGACGGGUUGUUUCGCGGCGUGGCCCCUGUCGGCAAGUGCAUCUGGAGGCCCAACCCCAUGCCUCGAGACUUCGAAAAGAACUAUGGUUUCACUCAGUUUGCCUUGGAGCUCAACGAGUUAACGCCAGAGCUCAAGCGCCUCCUUCCCUCCACAGAUACGCGUCUGAGGCCUGACCAAAGGUACCUAGAAGAGGGAAAUGUGCAGGCUGCAGAGUCACAGAAGCGGCGAAUUGAGCAGUUGCAACGAGACCGGCGUCGGGUGAUGGAGGAUAACAACAUUCUUCAUCAGGCGCGCUUCUUCAGGCGGCAAGUGGAUGCAAAUGGCAAAGAAUCCUGGUUAACCAACAGCAGCUACUGGAAGCUGAGGGCGGAGCCUGGCUUCAGCAAUAUGGACAGUGCCGUCUUGUGGUAGUGGUUAGCAACCGCCGGAGCGGCCGUGCCUGUCCGCCAUCUCCCAAAGCAGGGGGGGGGGUUAGGAGACCAGACAGUGAGGACCCCCUGCUAGAUAAGCACAAAGGUGAUCAAGGCAUGCAAUCCUGGGAUUACCAGCACCUCAUGAAGUGGAGGGACACCUUUCGGUGUUGCGCCAUGCACUUCCAAAGCAGCCCUACCCCCAUCGCACACUUGGGGAAGUCGAUCGUGGUCCUCAAAACUGCUGCCUGCUGGCUAGGCAGACCUUAGUGUGGAGCCUUGGGUUGCCGCGGAUGCUGAUAGGAAGCACUUUAACACCUGCAGAGUCGGAAAUUGGCUCUGGGGGCAGAAGCAGUGGGGCCAGCGAGACUGGACGCUCCCCCCCCCCAAGCAACUUGAAAAUGGGAAACCACUCUUUAAAUUUUCGAAGCCUGCCUUUUGCUCAGAUAGCAGCAGCAAAUGUAUGCUCCAGUGUGGAGUGGUUGUUUGCACAGCGAAGCCUAGAUACCGGACGUUUUGGGUCCUCCUGACUACCUAGUAGUUCCCUUCUGGGGGGUGGCUGGUCGCGCCCUCCCUCACCUCCUGUUUUUUUGGUUGUUUUCAAGUCGCUCCUGGUGGUUGUUCUGAGGUAAAGCCUGGCCUAGGUUAGGAAUUCCUGCUCCGGGAGCAGAUUAUAAUAUGUGAAGCUGUUGUAGCCCUCUGAGGCAACUCUCUUUCUCCCCGCAAGGGGGCUGUAGGACGGGAAUUGGGUUAAUGUUGCUCUGAGCCGAAGAUGCCUGGUAUGGCAGAGACUCCAGGACUUUUCCCCACGCCUUAAGGAAGUCCUCUGAGUUCUGGGCUGCUGUUGGGGCUUAUAACAUUGAAUCAGGACAUUGUGUGUAUGUGUGUUUUGUUUCCCUUCAUCACCCCAUCUCUGGUAUCUCCUUCCCUCCCUAUUUGCUAGGAUUGUAAGCCCUCCUCCUCCUCCUCCUCCUCCUCCUCCUCCUCCUCCUCCUCCUCCCCACUGUCCUUUAGCAUUUGAAGCAAUAACUUAAAAAAGAGGGAGUGGGGAAACACUGGCACUCCCACAAUCCUUUGCAGAAAUUUGUACCUCAGCAUCAGGUCAGGGUCUAUCAGAACUUGUGAUAUUCAAAGCUGCCUCGAUUAUGAUUGUAGAGGUGUGUGUGUAUCAUGGAAGCAAAACACGCAUUUUGAUCUCUUUCUCAGCUGUGGCAAGAGGAAUGUAGACUAUCCUGAAGCUCGGGCCCUGUUUUGAAGGGAGCGAAGAAAGGAGGAAGUUCUGGCUGAAUCUAGAGCAGGCCCACACAAGUUGUGGCCCAUCAAGCCAAUGCAGACCAGCGAGUGCUUGACAGUCCCCGUUAUCGUUGCAUUUCUAGGUUUAUUUAACUUCUGAGGGGUUGCAGUACACAUGGUUAAUUUGGCUUGGUGGGUUACAAGGUGUUGCAGGCUCAAGUCCAAUGGCUCUGUUCACACCUAGGUUUCCAAUUUUAUGGUUUUUGUUUCUGGUUUCAUCCCCCGCCCAAUUUUCAAACUCUGUUUCGGGAAGUACUGUAACUGGAAAAUGCUGCAUGUCUUUAUGAAGUUACAACAUUCAGGCACAAGUAUGAGACCAUCAUGCAGAACUCCUAGGACCAUCUUCCACGCUCCUAUAUCCUGCAAACCUGUCUGAGCUUUCCCAGUGUUAGGAAAACGAACAUCUACUGCCUAAGUGGAGAAAUGCAACAUGUGAAGCAGCCCACAGUUCCCUGAAUUCCAAAUCUGGAUGCAGGGCAGCCUAGGGACAUCACAGCUUUAUAGAUUUUUAGCGUCCAGACUCUUAUGUUCUUUUACUGCAGUUCACCACUGUGCUGCCCAACUCACCCCGAGGUGGUCGAGAACCUUUUCCUGCUCUUUUCUUGUUUACUGGCCCAGUCUCACCAUUUAUGCGGGUCUGAAGUGGGCGGCAUUAACUGAAUGUCUACAAAGCACUUUGGUUCCCUUCCUUGUUGACGGAGGGUGGGGUUUGCACACUGUUGGAAACUGAGCUUCACUUUUCAGCUGUGAUCUAUUUUAUUUUGAGAAAUACUUCCUGAAAGGGUUUUGAUAAUUGCUGCAUAGGAGGGGGGAGUUUUAAUUUAUUCCCCGUUCUUCGCGCCUCCCUCUCUGCCCCUUCCUGAAGAUUUCUUGCCCAACAGAUCCAGAUCUGUGUCCUGUCUUGUUGUCUGCCCCUUCUUUCCGUGUGCUGGUUGUCUUUAAUGUCUUGUCUGGCCCACAAAGCAGGUCGGCCUGCUCUUUGUUCACCUCACCUGGCUGGUCCAGUGAUGAGCUGCCGUUCUGUCCUCUGUGUCCAUGUGACUGGCCUCUGUUCUGUCUUUGUGUUGUGGCUUGAACACUCCACGGCGUGUCCAAUAAUAAAAACAAAGAUUUCAGAAAAGUUCCAACGUGUGGCGGCCAUUUUGUUCGACCGCCUCAGCUGGCAGGCAUGUGUUUUCUCCUCCUGGUGAUCAACUGCUUGUCCCUCACCAUCAAUAAUUGAACAGUAGUUUUUUUAAAAAAACCACCAUUCAUAUGCCCGUUUAUGAUUGCUCAACGUGCCCAGUAUGUAUUAUCCCCCUAAAAGCAACUCUGCAAUAGGAGCCUUUUUUUUAUCGUGCACAUAUUGCAGCUAGUGGGCAGAUGUCACCUCAUAAACCUAUGGUUUCAAAAGGGUGAAUCGCUGCCAAAGAUACUGUCCUACAUAACCAGUUUAUUUUGACAGAUGCAUGUUACUGCAGCCACUAGCCCUGGAAAGCCAGAGGAAGUACUUAACUACAUUGGCUCCCAGUACAUUUCCGAGCACAAUUCAACGUGUUGGUGCUGACCUUUAAGGCCCUAAACGGCCUUGGCCCAGCAUACCUGAUGGAGCGUCUCCACCCCCAUCGUUCUGCCUGGACACUGAGGUCCAGCUCUGAGGUCCUUCUGGGUCUGGGAUUCCCUCACUGCGAGAAGCAAAGUUACAGGAAACCAGGCAGAGGGCCUUCUUGGUAGUGGCACCCACCCUGUGAAACAUCUACCCAUCAGAUGUCAAGGAAAUAAACAACUAUCUGACUUUUAGAAGACAUCUGAAGGCAGCCCUGUUUAGGGAAGUUGUUAAUGUUAUGUUUUAUCGUGUUUCUAAUAUUCUGUUGGGAGCUGCCCAGAGUGGCUGGGGAGCCCUGGCCCGAUGGGCGGGGUAUAAAUAAUAAACUAUUAUAAGUUA